Messenger RNA from Daldinia vernicosa, 2005 nucleotides. Its product is annotated as ubiquinone biosynthesis hydrox. Lineage: Eukaryota; Fungi; Ascomycota; Sordariomycetes; Xylariales; Hypoxylaceae. Bases 102 to 1589 code for a protein of 495 amino acids. The record is from RefSeq and is a predicted model, not a curated record. Gene Ontology annotation, cellular component: mitochondrion. Gene Ontology annotation, molecular function: 2-octaprenyl-6-methoxyphenol hydroxylase activity; FAD binding; oxidoreductase activity, acting on paired donors, with incorporation or reduction of molecular oxygen, NAD(P)H as one donor, and incorporation of one atom of oxygen. Gene Ontology annotation, biological process: ubiquinone biosynthetic process. The transcript has 2 exons.
UUUGUCCGGGGUUCAAUUAUAUUAUUAUAUUAUUAAAUCUUCUCUAAAAAACGACGAUUGUCAUCCCACUAGUUGUCAUCGUUACUCGGGCCCUAGACAAAAUGGGUUCCAUUGUCCUGCCCAGACGCCAGCUUCAAAGGCCUCUCUCCAGUUUAUGUAGAAGCUGUAGUCGCCAACUUCUCCCCCAAUUAUCUCGGUCGUAUGCCAGUGCCGGUGCCGGUUCGCAACAACCAGAUAUCUACGAUGUCGUAUGCGUAGGCGGUGGCCCCGCUGGUCUAAGUCUGCUCACGGCGUUGAGAUCGAACCCGACGACCGCUGGCCUGCGAAUAGCCCUCGUCGAAGCGCAAGACCUAGAAAAAACCCGCUCGUGGAAGCUACCCCCCGACCGUUUCUCGAAUCGUUGCAGCUCGCUGACCCCUGCGUCGGCGCAGUUCCUUGAGAAUGCAGGCGCCUGGGCACACGUACGCCGCGAUCGUGUUCAGCCGUACCACGAGAUGCAGGUCUGGGACGGGGUGACGGACGCGCGCAUCGAGUUCGAGUGGACACCGCCCGCCACUGGGAAGACUAUCGCAUACAUGACCGAGAACCUGAACCUGACAUCUGGCCUACUACGUCGGAUAGAUGAGCUAGGCGGCGUGUCGGUGUUCAGCGGAGCCAAGGUCGCGGGUAUCACGUUCGGCGAAGAGACGGAGGACUUGGACCUUCGCGAGUGGCCUAUUGUGCAUCUAGCGAGUGGAGAGAGACUGGCCGCGCGGCUGCUGGUUGGUGCUGAUGGAGCGAAUAGCCCCGUGCGCACGUUCGCAGGGAUCGAGAGUAAAGGGUGGGAUUAUGAGAGGCACGGAGUUGUGGCGACGUUAGAGCUUGAAGGAGAGGGAUGGGGUGGAGAUGCCAUGAAAACUGCAUACCAGAGAUUUCUACCUACAGGUCCCGUCGCUAUGUUACCGCUACCCGGAAAUCUAUCAACGCUUGUGUGGUCGACAACGCCGUCAAAUGCUGCGCUCUUAAAGAGCCUGUCCCCGAAGGACUUUGUUGCUUUGGUUAACGCGGCUUUCCGGCUGCGUCCCGUGGAUCUCGAAUACAUGCACACACUAAGCACAGGCCAAGAGGAAGAACUAUCUUGGAGACUGCAACACACUCAGUUUAACCGCCGAGCGAUACCACAGAUAGUUGUAGGUGUACAGGAGGGCACUAUCGCGUCGUUCCCACUGAAGAUGCGACACGCGGAUACGUACAUCGGGGAGCGUGUCGCGCUGGUAGGAGACGCAGCCCACUCGAUACACCCGCUUGCUGGGCAGGGCCUCAACCAAGGCCAAGGAGACGUAGAAAGCUUAGCACGAACGAUCGAGUUCUCAGUGUCACAUGGCCAGGAUCUGGGAACACGGAUGUCUCUCGAGUCUUACAACUCGGAGCGUUACGGGCCUAACCAUGUUCUCUUGGGAGUCUGCGACAAACUGCAUAAGAUCUAUUCGGCUGGUAGCGGACCCCUAGUACCUUUGAGGUCGUUGGGGCUUAACGCGAUUAAUGCCAUGGGACCUGUCAAGAGCUUCUUUAUGGAGCAAGCUGCAGGCAAUGGCAUCAAGCUGUUUUAGGCCUGUAAAAUAAUCAUCAUGGAUCAUUGUACAAUAGUAAAUAACUACCUAAGCAGAUAGACUAGAGUAGAGCAACUCCGUGAUCCUGUAUAACAGGUACCUAAUGUACAAUAAACAUAUGCUCAUGUCGAAAGGAGCCGAGGAAAAACAAUAGAACGCCAUCGAUAUCGUCCCGUAGAGAUAAAUAUGCUAACCGCCCAGAUCAAAAACAACGAUGUCUUAAUGACAAUGCCACGAUCGCGGGAUACCUAGAUGUGUUCGAAAACAUCGUCUUCUUCAUAGCGACGCGUCAAAACGCCAACUACAAUGAAAACAAAAUAGGAAAAGCAAAAAUUCCGCCCACUACGAUCCACGAGGGAUAAUAGAAGAGGGUCAGCUCCGCGCUGUGCAAUGCAGGCUUCUCCUCUUAAGAACCC